UGAUGCUGAUGCUACAGUUACAGACACAGCCCCCGCUGGCGCAGCCUCUCUGAUUCUCUCUCCCUCUCCGCGUCCAGCGCUGGGCUUUUUCAGACAAGUGCAUCUGCUAACCAGGUCACAUUUCAGCCACGACCCACCCUCCGUCAGUCACUGGAGUCAGACAGCAGGAGGAGGGCUGAGGAGGACCGCAGCGCUUCGCCACUGGCGCGGUGGAGGGAAGGACAUCAAAUCCUGCUGAAGUCCAGACCCCCUCCAGGUCCAAGCCCAGACCACGAUGCGCGCUCCAGGCUCCGGGCGGCUGGCUCUGCCGCUGCUGCUCCUCGCCGUGGUCGCCUUGGCUGAAGGCGACGCCAAGGGGCUCAAGGAGGGCGAGACCCCCGGCAAUUUCAUGGAGGACGAGCAAUGGCUGUCGUCCAUCUCGCAGUACAGCGGCAAGAUUAAGCACUGGAACCGCUUCCGAGACGAGGUAGAAGAUGAUUACAUCAAGAGCUGGGAAGACAAUCAGCAAGGAGAUGAAGCUCUGGACACCACCAAGGACCCCUGCCAGAAGGUGAAGUGCAGUCGCCACAAGGUGUGUGUCGCUCAAGGCUACCAGCGCGCCAUGUGCAUCAGCCGCAAGAAGUUGGAGCACAGGAUCAAGCAGCCUUCUCUGAAACUCCACGGAGGCAAAGACUCUGUCUGCAAGCCCUGUCAUAUGGCCCAGCUCGCUUCAGUCUGUGGCUCCGACGGCCAUACCUACAGCUCUGUGUGUAAGCUGGAGCAGCAGGCAUGCCUAAGCAGCAAGCAGCUGGCGGUGAGAUGUGAGGGCCCCUGUCCCUGUCCCACAGAGCAGUCUACUGCAUCUACCACCGACAGCAAGUCAGAGACCUGCACAGGGCAGGACCUGGCUGACCUGGGGGAUAGGCUCCGUGACUGGUUCCAGCUCCUUCGUGAGAACUCCAAGCAGAACGGCUCAGCCAGCAGUGCAGCUAGCCCCGCAGGGUUGGACAAGAGCCUGGGGGCCAGUUGCAAGGACUCCAUCGGUUGGAUGUUCUCUAAACUGGACACUAGUGGAGACCUCUUCCUGGACCAGACAGAACUGGCUGCCAUCAACCUGGACAAAUACGAAGUCUGUAUCCGCCCCUUCUUCAACUCCUGUGAUACCUACAAAGAUGGCCGCGUCUCUACUGCUGAGUGGUGCUUCUGUUUCUGGAGGGAGAAGCCACCCUGCCUGGCAGAGCUGGAGCGCACACAGAUCCAGGAGGCAGCCAAGAAGAAGCCAGGUGUCUUCAUCCCGAGCUGUGAUGAAGAUGGCUACUACCGGAAGAUGCAGUGUGACCAGAGCAGAGGCGACUGCUGGUGCGUGGACCAGCUGGGCCUGGAGCUGACCGGCACACGCAUGCAUGGGACCCCUGACUGUGAUGACAUCGUGGGUUUCUCCGGGGACUUUGGAAGCGGCGUUGGCUGGGAGGAUGAGGAAGAGAAAGAGACAGAAGAGCCAGGGGAGGAGGCCGAGGAGGAGGAGGGUGAGGCCGGUGAGGCAGAUGAUGGAGGCUAUAUCUGGUAGAUGGCCCUCGAUGGCCUCGGCAGGCCAGGGUGCCGAUGGCCAGAAAGACAGGCCAGAAGAGACCUGGACAACAGCAGGCAACUUAGCAAAUGGAUCCGGAAGUCAGUGCGGAGGACCCUGGCUCCAGUGGGGGAGGACUGGGGAGUGUGGCUUGUGUGUAUGUAUGAUGUAAGAUAUGUGUGUGUGUGUGUGUGUGUGUGUGUGAGAGAGAGAGAGAGAG
Molecule: messenger RNA, 1766 nt
Organism: Mus caroli (Ryukyu mouse)
Lineage: Eukaryota; Metazoa; Chordata; Mammalia; Rodentia; Muridae
Gene: Spock2
Product: SPARC (osteonectin), cwcv and kazal like domains proteoglycan 2
Biological process (GO): anatomical structure development
Molecular function (GO): protein binding; extracellular matrix binding; calcium ion binding
Source: RefSeq, a predicted model, not a curated record